Molecule: messenger RNA, 924 nt
Organism: Cooperia oncophora
Lineage: Eukaryota; Metazoa; Nematoda; Chromadorea; Rhabditida; Trichostrongylidae
Source: the annotation of a GenBank genome assembly
AUGCAUCAACACCCAUUCAUGGAAAUGAGAAUACGCCUGCUGAUGACGACGAUCCGGACGAUGAAGAGUACAACGUGUUGGCAGAGCUUGAAAGGCUCAGAGAGAUUGAAAGAGACAAAGAUGAACUGCGAAUGGAUAAAUUCACAGAAAUUCCAUUACGAGAGGUGGAAGGCCUUUUCCUGGAUCCUGAUUGGUGACGAUGUGGAAACUAUUCGCCCUGAACUUAUGCCACCGCCGGAGCCGUCUCCAAAGAAGAAGCGAUCACAUAAGCGUCGAUCAGCUGAUGCCACCGACUCCAAGCGGUCGAAGAAUUCACUUCCGGUAGACGAACCACCUCCUGAUGGAUCCUAUUCUUCUAGCCUGAUCAGCGGUGAACCGAUUACGUUCAAACUGGAGGAAUUGGAACAGUUGCGAAUCCAAUUAGAACAGCACGUACAAUUGCUCACGCAGUCUGUGGUGAUGUGUUAUCACGACAGUCGAUUGAUGCACAUGACAAACGCAUACCAGUUAAUGAUUAACGAACUGGACUCGCGUUACUAUGCUGGAGGUGCUUCAUCGUUCUUCAACAUCGGUAAUCUUGCUGCUGCCAUUGAGUCAUGCCAUGACAUUAUGGGUGUCACUCCCGUGGCUCAGGAACACGUUCGAUGGGAUCCGACGCCAUUUGGAUGGGCUCCACGACCAGAAGCCGCACUAGUGUUGGGCCGAAGUCGCGCCGUCAUCUACCCUGAUCUUCUACCUGGGGUGCAACCGGAUCCUCUUCGAUUUCAAUCACCAGUUCUUCACUGCUGGAGAAGAUUUACUUCUGGCUCACGCUCUAGUACAAUUUCGCCAUCUCCCUCAUUCCAGUUCUCAGGAUCCUUAUGGACGAUUAUAUUGGGUGCAGAGAAUGCUUUUACCUUGCAAAACGAUAGCGCAGAUACGUAG